UACAUAGUUGACGUUUAUAUUCGAGCAGAAUCAAAUGAUCUCCAGUGGAUUAGAAACAACCAACCUACACUGCGAGCCGAUAACUACAAAUCACUGACAGACUACAUAAAUCGUGAUGCUGACGUGAUGGAUCACCCUGCUGGAAAACUAGUUAUUCUACCAUCUACCUUUCAAGGCAGCCCACGUAAUAUGCAACAGCAUUACCAGGAUGCAAUGGCUAUCGUAAGAAAGUUUGGCAAACCUGAUCUAUUUAUCACUAUGACCUGCAAUCCUAAAUGGAAAGAAAUUACAAAUAAUCUUAUGCCAUGGCAAAGAGUGGAACAUCGUCCGGAUUUAGUUGCAAGAGUCUUUAGACUUAAACUAAAUAACCUGCUGGAAGAUAUCAAAAACAGAUCUCUAUUUAGGACUGUUAAAGCCAUUAUCCACGUUAUCGAGUUUCAGAAGAGAGGUUUGCCGCACGCCCAUAUAUUACUAAUACUUGAUGAUGAUUCCAAAAUUCGCACAGAAGAUGACAUCAAUAAAAUAGUGAAAGCUGAAAUUCCACACCGUGACACUUCUCUGCGUCUCUUUCAAAUUGUUAUCGGAAAUAUGAUUCAUACACCAUGUGGCAAUAGAAAUCCAAACAGUCCAUGUAUGGUUAAUGGCAAAUGUUCUAAAGGAUUUCCCAAAGAUUUCCAAGAUGUUACACUUGGAAAUAUUAACGGAUAUCCUAAGUAUAUGAGAAGAAAGACAAAUGCAUUGGAAAUUAUUCCGGGUUGUCAAAUUGACAAUAGCUGGGUCGUACCAUACAAUCCGUAUUUAUGUUUACGAUACAACUGCCAUAUAAAUGUUGAAAUCUGCGCUACAGUAAAAAGCGUUAAGUAUCUAUACAAAUACGUUUACAAGGGCCAUGAUUGUGCUAAUGUGUCAGUAUCUGAAAGAAAUGAUCACAAUGAAACUCGAAUGUAUGUAGAUUCACGGUACGUCAGUGCUCCAGAGGCCAUGUGGAGAAUAUAUUGCUUUCCAAUGCACAAUCAGAGCCACACAAUAUGUUGUUUGCCAGUUCAUUUGGAGCACAAACAAAAUGUCUGUUUUCAUGCAGGUAAUGAGGUCCAAGCAGCGAAGAGAGCGGCCACAAAAGAUACUAAAUUUACCGUGUGGUUUAAAGUCAAUCAAAACGAUCAGGAUGCUCACCAGUGGAAGUACUGGGAGAUUCCGGUUCACUAUGUUUGGGAUGACAAUGAUUCAUUACCAACUCUACAUUCAACACCAAUAAAUCUGCAAGAAGAACAACAUAUUGUGCAAACUAUGAUUUCCAGUUUAAAUACCUUACAAUCUGCUGCUUUUAGUAAGAUUGUUCUUGCCACAGAAGACGACAGCCCCAUACCCAAAUGCUAUUUUCUUGACGGCCCUGGGGGAAGCGGAAAGACAUACCUUUAUGAAACACUUAUACAUUUCUUUACUGCAAAACAACAGUUAAUUAUCGCAUCAGCUACAACCGGAGUAGCAGCUAAUUUGUUGAUAAAUGGUCGCACAUGUCACUCCUUAUUCAAACUUCCAGUCCCAAUCACGGAAACAUCGGUAUCAACUAUGAAAAUGAACAGUAACAAUGCACAAGAAAUCCGUCUUGCAAAAUUAUUGAUUUUAGACGAAUGUACAAUGGCAUCCAGUCAUUUACUCAACACCAUUGAUAAACUUCUCCAAACGUUAAUGAAUAAUAAUAUUCCAUUUGGAGGAAAAGUAUUAGGAGGAGAUUUUCGACAAUGCUUAGCU
Molecule: messenger RNA, 1752 nt
Organism: Erpetoichthys calabaricus (reedfish)
Lineage: Eukaryota; Metazoa; Chordata; Cladistia; Polypteriformes; Polypteridae
Biological process (GO): telomere maintenance; DNA repair
Molecular function (GO): DNA helicase activity
Source: RefSeq, a predicted model, not a curated record